UGGGGCACGACUAUGUUGGAAAUGUCUGUGGAGAAGAAGGGCUAGUUUACAGGAUUUUGAUGGAUAUUAUAAGAGGAAACUUGGAUGGAAUUUCACGACCAGCAUCAAAUUCAAGAAUUCAUCCUGAGAGCAGAAGUUCAAGUGCUUCUUUGGAAGUCUUGACACCAGAACCAGUGUCUAUUAAGGUUGAUCCUUCAAUCAACUUGAAUAGUAGUAGCCAGCAGAGCAAUAUAGAAAAUUACAAUUUCAGGGAAAGUAAUAGCAUUAAUGGUAAGAAGAAACAUGAUACUCAGAAGGUUGACCACAAUUUACAUGAACAGACCAAGGCUUCUUGCACUGAGUAUUCAGAACUUAAUUCCAGUCUGAUUGCUUCAGAAGAUGAAUAUGAAGUUCAGUAUUUCACUCUCUUUGAUAUGCCUAAGGAUAUCCUAAGCCAAGUGAAAGAAGACAUUUCCAAAAUAAAAGAAUUGGAUCUUCAGCUUCAGGAAGCUGUUAAAAAGAUGAAGAGACUUGACAAACUAUUGGUGGAAAAACAAUUUAAAGAAAAAGAAAUAAAAAAGCAAGGCCAAGAAAUGAGAACAAAACUGUGGGAAGAACUUCGGAUUAUCAAAAAUUUUGAUGCUAUAGAGAGUAAUGAGGAGAUAGAAAAUACCAAAAAAUUUGUGACUUUGGCUACUUCUUCAGAAGAGACAACUGAGUCUGUUCACCUGGAACAAGAGGAACCCUUCCUUCCUGUGUUUCACACGCAAAUUCCUCCAGAAGAAUAUGAAAACUGUAUGGAGCAAGCCAGGCAAGGGUCUGCAUAUCAAAAUGAAAGUAAUAAAUCAUUGAUUAAACCAGAAAAGAAGCCACAGAGAGAAAACUAUGGUGAACUCAAGGGUAAAAAAAAUCAGGAUUUCAUUAAGAGAAAUAUAGAGCUGGCUCAGGACUCAAAAAAUGUAGUCUUUAUGAUGGAUAAAGAAAAAAGAAGAUUGAUUGAAUUAUUAAAGGAUAUAGACAAUGGACAAGAUACACUUCCAAGUACUGAGGAUGGUGAGAAUGCCUGGCUCAUACCAGAAAAAGGAUAUAUGUCUGCAGCACAUACAGAGCGUGAGCAACUAGCUCAAAUAGAUUCCAAACUGCAAGAACGAUUCUUUUUAACUUCCUUGGGGUUAUCCAAUGAUUUUUCAGGAGUGGACAAUCAAACUGGUCAGGAGGAAGCUGUUCUUAAUGAUAACACGCAAGUGAAAGUGACUCCAGGGGAUGAGGCACUUCGAAACACCAAAGAGCACCGGGAAGAACAAAAUCGACUCAAAGAGAUCGAUCAGCAACUGAUAGAGUUGGAAAAAGAUUGUGUGAAAACACCACAAAUUCUCUCUGAGGAGCAACUGAAGAUUCUUCUAGAAGAAUGCCUAUUGGAACAAAGAGCAGGAAGGGACAGCAGAGAUACUGAUGGAUUACAGGCUGAAUCUAUCCAGCCUUCCAUAUCCUUCAUCUCUCAGUUGCUGAAUAUGUCACCGAAUCUCAGCAGUCCUGAGGUUGAGAAUGAAGAUAUCCUUGAAAACAGAGAAUGUGAAACACCCGGCUAUUAUCUUGCCAAAGCGUUGGGUGGCCAACAUCACAUAGCAGAAUUUUUGGUCACUGAAAUAAAGGAAGAGGAGAGACCCAGGCCUGCAGGGGAUGUAGCUUCUAGUGACAUAGAAGGUUACUUUAUGUCAAAAACACUUGGCAUCGGAAGGCUGAAGAGACCUUCUUUCUUGGAUGAUCCUUUGUACUGUAUCAGUGUAGACAGCGGCCUAUCAUCUGAAGAUGAGCAUCUGAAACUGAUUGAUUGUCCUACUGAAAGUCCAUCGAUGCCUGAUGAAUUAAUGACAGAAGACAAGACAGAAGAGGAAGUCAAAGACUCCUAAGGAAAACAAGUUGCUAAGAUUUACUUUAGACUAUUCGUUAAUCCAGUUAAAAGGCCUGGUUUUUUUCCAUUGGAUUGACUUACUAAACCAUUGAAUUCAGUGAAGGCCCCCCUCAGUGAUGAAUGUAUUGGUGUCAUUUCAUCUCCGUUUGUUUGUGAAAUUAAUUCAUUCACUCUUUUUGACAUUCAUAAUUCAAGCAUGUGAAUUUGUUCACAGAUGCCUUUUCUAAUUGUUAAUUUUACACAUGCCAAUGGGCUGAAUGUAGGAACAAACAUAAUUUUUCAGCGUCCUUUCGUUUCCUGGAAUUUGAAAUGUGGCCAUUGUUUCAUAUAUUUUAAUUUUAAGUGAAUUUCAACUUCAUUGCACUUGUCAGUUUUGCUGAAUUUUAUUGGGGUUCUGUUUUUUCCUCCACAUCCUAGGAAACAACCCCUCCACUAUGGUCUGUACAGUUUAAAGGGAUGGAAAAAAAAACAAAGAGAAAAUGUACCAUGUGAUUUUUUUUUACAAGUUUUCAUAGUAGCUUCUCUCAUUUUACAACAGAACAAUCCCUUUGUAAGAUUAUCAUGACCUACCUCCUCACCAGAGUUACUUAAAUUAAGUAGGAAUUUGACUUGUUGUCAUCUUUAUUCGUAGUCUUUCAGAAAGUUACAGAGUCUUUUCCUAUGGUGGUACUUUGAGAAGAGGGAGAUACUACAGGGACAAGUCAGUAACUUGGACUCACAACAAAAUAUCUUAUGCCAAAACAAUAUAGGCUGAAUUGGCUUUGAAAGUAAGAACCCAUCCCAUUUUUGAUUCAGGAAAUGAACAACCUGUUAUGCCAUUUUUAAUGAAAUUCUGGGUAAUAUCUAUGAAACAUUAUUGUUUCAUGCUGGCAAAGUUUCACAGACUGGUAUUGGAUACCAUUAGUGAUUGCUUGUGUCAGUUUUACUUGGCUCCAUUUUAAUGAAUUCCAUAGCAAUUUUUGAAAGAGGUUGUUGACAAGCAAAUUUCACAUUUAGGCUCAUCUUCCAUGGUUUGCCGUACACUGGUUUAAAAUGAAAACACCUCUUGCUAAUGUAAAGGCUCUACCAUGUCACUGAAAUUAUACUGAUGCCAAGAGGUCUUUUAUACUAGUGCCAGGAGAUGUCACUGUCAAUGAAUUCAGAGCCUCCUGACAAAUUCAGUGUGACAUAUGAUGAUACACUAUUUUGUGUUAUCUUAACAGAUGACAAUUGUCAUAGGCGCACUUUUUUUCAAAGUACUCACUAUCCCUGUAACUUUCUGGUCUCCCUGGCUACCACUUUCCUAUGUAAUAUGUUUUUUUCUUUUGUUAGAAUGUAAGCUCCUUGAGGGCAGGGG
Molecule: messenger RNA, 3227 nt
Organism: Vombatus ursinus (common wombat)
Lineage: Eukaryota; Metazoa; Chordata; Mammalia; Diprotodontia; Vombatidae
Gene: FSIP1
Product: fibrous sheath interacting protein 1
Exons: 13
Coding region: 60-1889 (609 amino acids)
Source: RefSeq, a predicted model, not a curated record